Molecule: messenger RNA, 2675 nt
Organism: Rhineura floridana
Lineage: Eukaryota; Metazoa; Chordata; Lepidosauria; Squamata; Rhineuridae
Exons: 2
Coding region: 698-2572 (624 amino acids)
Source: RefSeq, a predicted model, not a curated record
CAUACCCUUGGUCUCCAGACUGCGCCUUCAACUUCGUCCGCCCCAGCUAUCAAAGGGGCCAAGGUCCUCAAAUCCCCUGCACCUACUGAACACUACAUCCCGGUGCCGGACCCAAUUGCCAAAUUAGCCUCCGAAGAAUGGGCCCACCCACUCAAAGCUCGACGCUUCAAGAACCUGGCUGACAGACUUUACGCCCUAGCCCCAGACUUUGCCACCAAGUUAGAUGACCCUGGCAUAGAUGAACCAAUCGCUCGCCUCGUUUCACGAUCUCUUUUGCCCAGGGAAGGGGAAUCCCACCUAAAAGAUACUACUGAGCGUCGAAUAGACUUCGCCCUCCGCAAGAAUCACGAGGCCACUGCCCUAGCCAUGCGUGCCUCCGCUUCAGCCUCCAUCUUCUCCAGAGCAUCUAUGAUGUGGAUGGAUGACCUUCUAGAGGAUGCUAACCCUGAUCCUGUCGCCUUCAAAAGAGCACUAUUGAAAUUACGUAAGACAGCAGCUUUUGUGGCCGAUGCCACUUUGGAUGCCACCCAAUUAGGGGCACGAGCCAUGACGACUCAAAUUGUUGCUCGUCGCACCCUCUGGCUUCGCCACUGGCAAGCUGAUUCGGCGGCCAGACUGAACCUGUCCAAGGCUCCCUACUCCGGAUCUCUACUCUUCGGCGAGGAAGCUCUAAAGGCAGUGCUGGUUGAUCCAAAAGAUGCACACAAACCGGUUCUGGCCACAGUCAAGAACAUCGACCACAGGCCCUUCAGGCGAUUUUCCUCCUUUCGUUCCAACCAGUCCUUUCGAGGAACGCGGCCAGGAGGACGAGGCUGCGACUUCAGACCCUAUGACCCCAACGUAUUCAGGGGCUUCUGGAACCGACGCUCCCAAGGCAGAGACCUACGGCUGGCUUGUCAACUUCGACAAGAGUCAGCUCCAACCAACCCAACGCCUACUACAUCUUGGAGCAAUGUUGGACACCCUGCAGGCAAUGGUCUUCCUGGCUCCAGAUCGCAUCACUGCCAUCACAAGCAUUGCAAGGUCCCUGAUGCAACAAACAUCCGCAGACGUCAUGCUUCUCGCCAGAGCGCUCGGGAUGUUUAUCUCCACAAUCCACAUUGUGCCCUGGGCUCGAGCCCACACUCGGCCCCUUCAGUGGACUCUGUUGCCUUUUCAAAAAGACAUUGCCAGCUCCAAACAUCGCAAAGUUCGUUUGAGCCCCGCACUGCGCCUCUCCUUCCGCUGGUGGACCAAGGUGCAACACCUCUCCAAGGGCACGUCGUUCAGAGAACCCCGCAGAACCGUUGUAACCACAGAUGCCAGCCUCAUAGGUUGGGGAGCCCACUGCAACUCCCAGUACGUUCAGGGGCUUUGGUCCAACGCAGAGCAAUCUCAAAGCAUCAACUGGCUGGAACUAAAGGCUGUCCAAUUAGCUCUAUGUCAUUUUCAGUCUCUGUCCCCUUUGCAUCAUGUGCUCAUUCGAACAGACAACACGUGUGUAAAAUCACAUUUGAACAGACGGGGGCACCAGGUCUCGUCCUCUGCAGGACUUAGCCUCCCUCAUUUUUGUCUGGGCAGAACAACAUCUACAAUCCCUGAAAGCAGAACACCUCAGAGGGAUUUGGAAUGUGACAGCAGACUGGCUCAGCAGACAACAGGUCUUUCCGGGAGAAUGGAAACUUCAUCCAGCCAUUUUCCAUCGUCUCCAGUGUCGGUUCGGCGCCCUCUCAGUCGACCUGUUUGCUUCCAGUCGCAAUUGCCAGCUUCCCAGGUACUUUGCCCGAUACCUGGACUCAACAGCAGAAGCAGUGGAUGCUCUAACAACACCGUGGCCAGACGGUCUAUUGUACGCCUUUCCCCCCAUACCAUUGUUAGCCAAGACCUUGAGGAAGGCGCGAACCGAAAGGGCACAGCUGGUUCUGAUAGCACCAUUUUGGCCACGCCGACCGUGGUUCUCAGAUCUUCUGGCAAUGUCAAUGAUGGAUCCUUGGACACUUCCAGUAACGCCAGACCUCCUAUCCCAGGGUCCAGUACUGCACCAGGACCCUACUUGGCUCAAUCUAACAGCUUGGCGUUUGAACGGAGACAUUUGAGGUCAGCUGGACUGUCUGACGCUGUGAUUGAUAUUAUUUUGGCCUCAAGAAGACCAUCUACCACUCGCAUUUAUCAACAUACCUGGGCGGCUUUCUCCAAGUGGUGUCAGUCCCACCACCACGAUCCAUCCCAGACCAAUGUACAUCAGGUGCUCCAAUUUCUCCAUAGUGGCUUUAUGAUGGGACUUCGACCCAACACUCUACGUCGACAUGCGUCUACUCUGUCAUCCAUUCUCUCAGUGUCCUCUCCUGGAGAUCAUAUUUCCUCACAUCCGUUCAUCAAACGUUUUUUGAAGGGAGUCUCCCUACGCUCUCCGGCUGUUGUCCAUCGGUUCCCCUCAUGGAGUUUGCCUAAAGUUCUGCAGGCUUUGCAACGCCCUCCAUUUGAACCAAUCAGGACUGUGCCCCUACGUAUACUGUCCUUCAAGGUCCUGUUUCUGAUCGCAAUCACAUCUGCCAGGCGCGUUUCGGAGUUGGGCGCAUUGUCUUCUGCUUGACACCUCUGCGUCUUCCAUAAGGACUCUGUUGUGCUGAAGACUGAUCCUUCCUUUCAUCCCAAGGUUGAUUCAGUUUUUCAUUGCAACCAGGACAUUGUGUUGC